This is a messenger RNA of Oryzias latipes (Japanese medaka), 11931 nucleotides long. It is a transcript of the gene spega, whose product is annotated as striated muscle enriched protein kinase a. The record is from RefSeq and is a predicted model, not a curated record. Lineage: Eukaryota; Metazoa; Chordata; Actinopteri; Beloniformes; Adrianichthyidae. Gene Ontology annotation, biological process: protein phosphorylation. Gene Ontology annotation, molecular function: protein kinase activity; ATP binding; protein binding.
AAUUUUCAAAGAGGGCUUGUUAUUUAAGUAGCAAGUAAGAAUUGAUGUGAUCAAAAUGCGUUCACAGAUGGGUUAUUACAAGUGCCUGGAGGGAAGAAGAGAUCAUCAUCCAGCAAGAACGAUCGUUGUCUGGGAUUAAAGGCGAUUAGAUGGACUUCAUUUACAGUUCAGUCGGCUUCUGCCAAACGGCCCCCAAACUUUAAUUGGGGUCACGGACCCUUUCAAAGGCUCUCGUUGUUUGGCGUUGAAGUGAUUCAUUUUUGCCUGUGGUUCGAUUGGAUGCAGUCAAUACCAGCUGCUCUGGGAGCUUCAUUAAGGUUUCCAGUUACAGCGUUUUUCAUGAACCGCAGUAAAACAAAUCCAUUUUUUUUUAAACCAAAAAAGCUGCUUAUGGACGGAAACACACAGAAUAGCAGAUAAAUAUUUGAUGGCUUAUGGGGAGAAUGCAUUUAGAGGGUGUAACUCAUGCUCCCCCAAUUUGCCUCCCCCUUCCACAUCCCUUUGAUCUUUCCCCGAUUUCCUCCUUCCUUGCAUCCAUCCUUUUGUUCUUUUUCAUGAGUCAACACGCUCCUGAGGAGAGAUAUUUUCCAGUUUCCUCCUCCUCCUCCUCUCUUUCUCCUCUGCCAUCACUGCAAUCAAGGCUCCACACCCCCUCCUCUUGCUUAAAAAGCGUGCACAUCCACCCAACCGCCCAUCCACCCACCGCUCUGUCUCUUCCUCGUUUUUUUGAGAGCGCAUCCAACUGAGACGGAAAAAGGGCAGGAGGAGGUAGGGACAGAACCCGGCUGGAGGACUGCCGCCGCGGGGAGGCGAGCGUCGACGUCAGCGAGGGACGCUCUUCACACCCAGACACAAAGACACCUGGCUUCAUUUACAUUCAGCGCCGCUCGCUCCAUCCUCCUCUCCCCUGUUUUGCUGCCAGACCGGAGCGUAAACACACCCACGCCGGAAACGAAAACUAAAAAAUAGGGGAGCCUGACCCGACUUCCUCAGUCUUGAGCGCUUGCUGCUCCCCACACCACACCCUGGGAUGUGUUUUUUCAUUUAUUUGAUUUUUUAACCGCCGGCUUGGAGGGAUGUUUUCGUGAGUUUACGCCACAGGUAAUCAUCUUUACUCAACGGGAACUAAAAAAAAAAUGAAGAAAAUCUGGUCAAAGAAGAAAUUUCAGAGAACUGGGCCUUCCACACGGACAUUUGGCAGAUUUACCCAUGCCUCCCCACAGUUUGGCUGGUGAUUUUUAGACUAAUGGGUACGAAGAGGAUUGGUCGUGUGGGUGAGAGAGAUGCUGGUUUCCAUAGUAACGGUGCUCUCCCGUCUGCCCUCUCUUGCUGCCACUAUGGAAGCGAAGUUUUCCGCUCCUGCCGAAAGCAAAGCUAUGACUCUGAGACCACAGAGGAUGAGACCACAGAGCCUCAGAUGGAAACCAAAGAAGGACCUGGGAGAUCCCAAGACAAGGCUGGUAGAAGAGGACCGUCAGGUGAGGGGGGAAGGAUGAUGGAUCAAAACCCAGAUGCUCUGGAUCGCAGGGCCACACUCCCCAGCGCCUACAACCCCGUGGUGGAGCGGGAGCUCCGCACUCUGAGCUCUCGCCCACCAGGGCCACAUUUGGACCCCACAAACUCCGCCAGGACUCCAAGCUCCGAUCAAGCUUGGGGACUCUCCCGUGAAGUCCCUCUUUCCUCUAACCAGCCAUCUAUCCGCUCAGACAAAAAUGGCACCAAUUGUUGCAAAAAUAUCCCGGACAAACCCAAAUUGCCAGGUCCUCCGGCUUCCGACAGCGUUGUUGUGACACCUAAACCGGCUCGUGCAGGAUCCAAGAUCUUUGACAAAGUUCGGGCCUUCGAGGAGCGACGGAUGAGCGCAGAUUUGCCAAAAGGCCCUGCUUGCUUUGACUCAGAUGACAGGGGGAAGAAGACAGGAGGUGCUGGCAAAGAGGAGGGACGAAGCCUGCAGGGUGCCGCCCAGAAAAGAGCAGCAUUCCAGCAGCGAGCGUCUUCGCUGGAGGACAAGACAAGCUACUCUCAAAGGGUCCAAAGCUACCAGAACAAGUUUGCAGAGGAGCUCCAGAGGAUCAAGAAACUCGUGAGCAAGCCGAGCUUGAGGAAGGCAUAUUCCACUGAGCAGCUGUCACUGACGGACAGGCCAAACACGCGGAAAGUCGAGCCCAUUCCUCCCCAGGUUGUGAAAAAGUUGAAAGCGAGAGAACAAGCCCUGGAAGAGAGAAGCGCUGGGAGGCAGGGGGGGGAGAGCAUGUUGCAGAGUUCCACUCAAGCCCAAAACAGAGUUGUGGAGAAUCAAAGUAAGGAAGCCAAAGGGGAAGAGAUGACACAGGGCGUUCACAGCUCUUUGAGAGAACCCAGAAUCCUUGUUUCCAAGGAAACGGCAUCAAUUCAUCAGUUACCAGAACAGCCAUUGCCAAAAGCAGCAAGGAAAAGCCCAAUCAGUGAAGGCUCAGCCGAUAAAGACACAGCAAUUCCACCAACCAAGGAAUCUUCACGCGCUUGCAGACGUUUGGGAACAGAGUCAAACGGUGUCGACAAACAAUCACUGCACAGAGCGAAAAGCCCAACGGACAGGAGAACAUCUCCCGUGAGCGCUAAGGAACCAGGGGUCCAGUUUCCGCCAAAAUCCCCCCGUUUCACCCCGUCACCCACUCGUUCGACCAGCCCCAUUCUGAAGAAGAGGAAGACAGAGGCGGGCCGGGUCUCUCCAUGUCGGAAAGUCGGCCUCCCUGUGAUUCGAGUAGACAAUGAACCCAUGGAGAUGGAUGAACCUGGAGGUUGUAGCAAAGAGGCAAACAGGGCUAAAAGAAAAGAGGGACGAACUCGCAGAAGCAAAAAGAAUCGAUCAAAUCAACACGGUUUUCCAGAAGAAGAAGGUUCAUCUGAUGAUUCAUAUUUGUCUGCGGACGACGGGCCAGCAGAGGCCCCUGCUUUUGAGAAACCUCUUGAGGACACCACGGCAACUCGUGACUCUGCUGUCAUUCUAACGUGCAUCAUCACCGGCAACCCAACACCCACAGUGACAUGGAAGAAGAAUAAUGUAGAAAUCCAGACGGAUGCAUUCCACUUGCUCAAAGCUGAAGGCGACAGGCACAGUCUGGUGAUAAAGGAGAUGAGGCUUUACAACGCCGGGUCGUACUGUGUCACAGCUGUCAACUCGGCGGGCAGAGCAUCCUGCAGCGCCACCCUGAACAUCCAAUCAGGGCCGACACAAAUGCAAUUGGGGAAACCACUUGUAUCGUCCAAAGUUUGCAGUCCGGUCCAGUCAGACGAGGAGUACUUAAGCCCUCAGGAGGAGGUGAUGGAGACCGAAGGCUCAUCUCCUCUGGGUAGAAGUGUGAACUUGAAGGAGCCCCCCUCUUUUCAGGGGGCACCGUGUGAUCAGGCAGUAAUCGAAGGUGAAGACGUUGUCAUGACAGCCAGAUUCAGAGGGCAGCCCAAACCGAUGGUGAACUGGCUGAAGGACAACGUCAUGGUAAAGACCAUGGGCCGCUUCGUUGUGCGCGAGACGGAAAACGUCACCAGUGAAUUGAGAAUCAACGCUGCUCAGAAGUCAGACGGAGGUCUUUAUGUUUGCAAAAUCAUCAACGAGUACGGAACCAAGCAGGCAGAGUGCAGCCUAAAGGUCAAAGAUGCAACUCAGGUGGCCCUUGGAAUCACAAAGGAGCUGCGAGACGUGGCGGUUCGGGCCGGAGACUCCGCAACUUUUGAGUGCCACGUGACGGGACCCGCAGACGUGGAUGUGGACUGGCUCUCGAACGGAAAGCUGAUCCAACCGGCGCUGCUCAACUGCAAGAUGCACUUUGAUGGGAAAAGGUGCCGUCUGAUGCUGAACUCUGUGCAUGAGGAUGACAGUGGGACCUAUGUCUGCAAGCUGAGCACAGCUAAAGAGGAGUUGAUCUCGAGCGCAAAUCUGACGGUCACUCCAUCCAGGGAGCCGCUCUUUACUCGUAAACUGGACAUCCUUGAGGUAAUAGAAGGACGUACUGCGCGGUUUGACUGCAAAGUGAGCGGAUCGCCUGCGCCACGAGUAACAUGGAUGCACUUUGAGGCACGAGUUGAAGAGAGUGACAACAUCCGAAUCCUACAAGAGGCCGGCCGCCAUUCGCUGGUCAUCAGCCACGUCAGUGGUGACACGGAGGGCUUCUACACGGCGAUUGCUGAGAACAUUCAUGGAAAAGCUGAAUGUACUGCUGAGCUCUACAUGCAAGAACCCAGAGCUGCCAUCCCUUCUCACAUGACGAAAUUGGAGAAGAUGCCGUCGAUCCCCGAAGAGCCAGAAAUGCUGGAAAGUGAGGUGGAGAGAAGGACCAUGCCGGACUUCAUCAAACCUCUGGGUGAUGUGGAGGUGAUCGAAGGGAAGGAAGCGGUUUUGAAGUGCAAAGUGGCGGGCCUGCCGUAUCCAACCAUCUCCUGGUACCACAAAGGCAAACCCAUUGAAAGCAGCGAAGAACGGAAAAUGACUCAGUACAGGGAUGUCCACAGUCUGGUGAUUCGGAGCGCUUGUCAUGCUCAUGGUGGCGUCUACAAGGCGGUCAUCUCGAACAAAGUGGGCAAAGCAGCCUGCUAUGCACACCUUUACGUCACAGAUAUUGUUCCGGACCCUCCUGAUGGACCUCCAGUAAUUGAAGCAAUCACUGGAAAAACUAUAACCCUUAGCUGGAAGAGACCAAAGAGGCUUGACCCUUCACUUGAUACCAGCUCCUUGCUCUAUGUGGUACAGCAGCAGCAUCUUGGCUCCAUCCAAUGGUCCGUCGUGGCAUCUAACCUAAAGGAAACCACCUACACCGUCACCACGUUGUCCAAGGGAGUACGAUACGCAUUUAGGGUCCUUACAUCCACAGGAAAGAGUCUGAGCAAACCAUCACCCUCCACUGAUCUAGUCCAGCUGCUUGAUAGAGGGCCGUAUUUGAGGAAAGCCCCAGUCAUUGUGGAUAAACCUGAUAUUGUGUACGUGGUGGAGAAUCAGCCUACAAGCAUAACCAUCACGCUGAACCACGUGCACGCAGUGGUCACCUGGAAAAGGAGGGGUGUGGUGUUGGUUAACAAACUGGGGACUUACGAGAUGAGCAUGCCUGAUGAUGAUCAGCACACGCUGAAGCUACUGCGGGUCAGAAACUCUGACAUCGGUCAGCUGGUGGUGACGGCUAGCAACCAGUUUGGCAGUGACCUCUGCACGCUGCAGCUGGUCAUGGCUGUUCGUCCAAAAUUUGAAACCAUCAUGGAGGAUGUAGAUGUGCACAUCGGGGAAACAACCCGUUUGGCUGUUGUGGUGGAAGGGAAGCCAGAUCCAGACAUUCUUUGGUACAAGGAUGAUGUCCUCCUCUCUGAAAGCAGCCACUUCACGUUUGUGUAUGAUGACCCUGAAUACUCCCUGGUGAUCCUCAGCGCUCAGCCAGAGCACUCUGGCGUGUACACCUGCACAGCCCAGAAUCUGGCUGGCUCCUGCAGCUGUAAGGCGGAACUCACCGUCCACACAGAGCAACUGGAGCCGGCGCAACCAAUGGAGGACGAGGCGUCCAUUCUGAGGAAGAUGAGGCGCUUAACGGAUUACUAUGACAUCCACAAAGAGAUAGGGAGGGGAGCCUUUUCUUAUGUAAAGAAAGUGACCCUGAAGGAGGGGAAAGCUGAAUUUGCCGCCAAAUUCAUCACUGCACGCGGGAAAAGGAAACCCUUGGCCCUACGAGAGAUGGAUCUACUGGCCGAGCUGGACAACGAGAGGAUCCUGUACUUUCACGAUGCCUUCGAGAAGAAAAACAUCGUCAUCCUCAUUACCGAGCUAUGUCACGAAGAGCUGCUGGACAGGAUGGCCAAGAAAACAACAGUCAUGGAGCUGGAGAUCCGCAAAAGCAUUCAACAGGUUUUGGAAGGGCUUCGGUACCUUCACCAAAAAAGCAUUGCUCAUCUCGACAUAAAGCCUGAAAAUAUUUUGAUGGCAAGCCCCAGAUGUGAUCAAAUCCGCAUUUGUGACUUUGGAAAUGCACAAAAAUUGGAAAACUUGGAAGAACACUACUGUAAAUACGGCACACCUGAGUAUGUUGCACCUGAGAUCGUGAACCAAACUCCAGUUUCGACAACUACAGACAUUUGGCCUGUGGGUGUCAUCACAUACCUCUGCUUGACCGGCGUUUCUCCUUUUGCUGGCGAGAAUGACAGAGCCACUGCCCUGAACAUUAGAAACUACAACGUCGCAUUUGAGGAAGGCAUGUUCUCUGGCCUCUGCAAGGAAGCAAAAGGAUUCGUCAUUAAGCUUUUAGUCGUUGACCGACUGAGGCCAAGCGCCGUUGAUUGCCUCCGCCAUCCUUGGUUCAAGUCACCAACAAAUAAAAGCAUUUGUACGGCAAUGCUGAAGCAAGUUCUUUCCAGGAGGCGAUGGCAGCGUUCUCUAAUCAGUUACAAAUCUAAGAUGGCGAUGCGCUCCAUCCCGGAGCUGCUGAACGACUCAUCCAGCCAUGUCUCCAUCGCUAUCGCCCGGCAUUUGAAGGACAGCUCCCCACCGCCUUCCUCUUCUUCUAACUCGGAUGCAGAUGUGGAUGAGCUUCCAUUCAUUCCCAUGCCGCUGUCUAUGGUCUUCUCCAGCUCCAGAGUCUCCCUUAAUGAGAUUCCAGGGGAUGAGGAGGUCAGACAGCCAGUUGUUGUUGAGGAUGCGAGCAAAAAGAUUGUCUUGGAUGAAGCUGGUAGACAAGAGGCGACCGGAGGGAUUGAAGAUAAAGUAGAAGUGAAAAAAGCCCAGCGAGCGAUGGUCAGCAAAGGAUCAACUGUGGAGCCUGAUGAGUCGCAGACAAAAACGAGGAGGGCCACGAUGAGGAGAGGCAGCUCUGCUGAUUCAGCUCUUCUUCUCCAUAUAGAUUCAGGAAAGGAGACGAACAAUGACGACUCUGAGGAAAACAAGAGCCUUAAAAAGGCCAUUUCCAUGGAGAUCCCCAAUCGCAGCCCCAGCCCCGGAGCGACCAACUUAAGUCAAGAAGAUUACGCCCUAAAACUGGAACUGAUGAGACAGCGACUCCUCAGGGGGGGAAGUGUGGAUAAAAAGAUGAGCGGCCUGCGUGGGCCCUUGUUCGAAACACUCGGCAUUGAUGGUCAGACCCAAACAGGUUCUCUUGAUCGCAAUUUGAGGAAAUCCAGAGCAGGACCAUCGAUAAUACGAGCAGCAUCAUCUGACAGUCCAGGAGAGGACACCCCAAAGACCAAAGUUUUCCGCAAAAGUGUCUCCUUCACACAGGAAGAUUCAGAACCGAUGCCCCUGCGUCGGAGAUCCGGAGCCCCCUUAGAGAUUCCGUCCGCAAGCUACACCAGCGUAGAUGGGAAACCUCUCCAGGAGGCAACCUCUGUGUCUUCGCUGACGGAACAAACAUUAGAGUUGGCAAAAGACAGAACAUGCUUUGUGUUCCCAGAACCAGCAAGCAAGGACCAAGAACAGAAACUAAACACUGAAAGCAAAUAUGACGACGAGGAACAAAGGACCAAAACUUUGCCAGAGAAACGAGAAAAAGUCAAAUCGAAGUCAACAUCUCCAUCUCUUAUUACUCCAAUCAUUGUUAUAGAAGGGGAUGAGGAGGAAAUAAAGACGAAAACCGAUCAUAAGUUGCGCAUUAAUGGGAAGGUAAUGAAAGGAGGGGAGGAGAUGUCCAUUAAGCCAAAUGAUGCCACUUCUGCUGAUACACUUCAGUCACCUGAGCACCCUGCAGUUUACGCCAAGGUAGCAAUCCUGGACCGUCCCAUCUCUUCCUCAUCGACCCCUGAUCUCCCCACCAUCCCACGCCACCCAGUCCUCAGAACAGACAUCAAAGACAUCGAAUCGGAGCAGGUCUUCGAAACCAGGUUUAAGAAGCGUGAGUCCUCCUUGACUCGUGGCCUCCGCAAGCUGACCCGAAACAAAUCAGAGGAGAAAUCGCCCAUCCUGAACCGCAAGGCGCUUGAAGGGGGAGAAGACGUAUACAGGCCAGGACCAAAAGGAUCGCCCCUUGAAAUGGUUUCCAAAGGAAUACAGGAGAGAUCCAAGUCGGUACAAGAUUUAAGAGAAGUAAGUCGAGACACAGGCUUUGGUCUGAUUGGAAGGUUUUCGCUGCGUAAAACAUCCGCUGAGAAAAAGGAAGAGAAGCAAACAAACAUAGAGGAGAAUGCGGCAAACAGGAAGGUUUUGUGGACCGUUGGUCGCAGCAAGUCCCUGGAUACAAAAGAUAUAACCAGCUCCGGCACACAGAGGCAGCUGGACGAAAGAGGCCAGAAAAAAGUGGAGGAGUCAUCGGUUUCUGCCAUGAGGCGCAGGUUUGAGUCCAAGGUGGCUGGAAUCUCAGCUAAAAUAAGGAGUCAGUCAGAAGAGAGGAGGACUAAAGAAACCAGGGGGAGCCAAAAAGAACUGGUUGAGAAGGAUAUAAAGAAGGUUUCGGACUCUCCCGUGCUUGCGAUGCGUCAUAAAUUUGAGAACAAGGUGGCGGCAAUUUCCACAAAAAUCCGAAGUCAGUCUGAGGAUAGAAUAGGAGAUGUUGACGGUAGGAGCACUCCCUUAUUAUCUCGCCACCGUCACUCCCACUCAGAGGGUCGUGGUCUUAAAGGGAUGGGAAUUCCAGAGAAUCAACUCGCGAAGCAAAGUGGUGCCACCACGUCAAAGGAGUCCAUUGAAUCCGCAACCAGCACUCAGUCUGAAAAAGAGAGUGACCGGCGAUCCCGCUGGGACAGGUGGGGUCUGACGAGAGCCAAGCGGGAAAAAGCGCCAUCCCAGCCUGAUUUGGCCACAAAUGACCCAAAAGGGGACAGUCUGACCAGAAGCCAACAGUUCAUUCGCUCUGCAUCCGAUUUUGCUCCCGUGUUCCACAUCAAGCUGAAAGACCACGUCUUAUUGGAGGGGGAGUCUGUCACUCUCAGCUGUCUCCAUGCUGGCAGUCCCCAUCCAGAAAUCACAUGGAUGAAAGAUCGCAAACCGCUGGACACAACGGACAACAGAAUCAAGCUGACCUCUCACCCAGACGGAAGGCAGCUGCUUAUCAUCUCCAAAUCCAGCCACAGGGACACCGGGGUGUACGAAUGUGUCGCAACCAACCCCAUAGCCACCAUCACUACCUCCUGUACCCUCUCUAUAGCCAGUUUCCCAAAAAGACCCGGGACCCCCGAAGUGGCUCAGACCUACAACAACACAGCUCUGGUGUUGUGGAAGCCAGCAGACACAAAACCCCCAUGCAGCUACUCUCUGGAAAGAAAAGACGAAAGGGAAGCAAACUGGGUACUGGUUGCAACCGGAAUUGCUGACUGUUACUACAAUGUGACUGACCUGCCAGUAGGUGGAACUUACAAGUUCAGGGUCUCCUGUGUUAACAAGGCGGGACAGGGUCCAUACAGCUGCUGCUCUACUCCAGUAACCCUGCCUGGAACAGCUGAUGGAACCUCACCUACUAUUGCUGUGGUAAAGACGGUCCCAACGCUGCCUGCACCAGAAUCAACCUCCAAUAGAACCGUUACUCAGCUCAAACCGGUCCAAAACAACCAUCUAAAGGCAGCAUCAUCCCUAAAUGAUCCUCCUCAAACUUCAUCCCCCAAAGUGGUGGUCAUUCCCUCCACUUCUCCCCCUUUGACUUCCACACCUUCAUCAAACCCGUCUCUGCCGUCUUCUGAUAGUGACCCUCAAAAACCAGGCGCCUCUCUUCCUUUUUCCACCCCAAAAGCCCCUUCACCCUUUGACAUCCCAAAACCACAGAGUCCAGUCAACGUAGUGACCCCUUUGACCCAGAGCCCGCCCACAUCGGCCCCACCUCCCCCUGAAUUCCCACCUCCUGCCCCAACAAAACCAGUGUCUGUGCCCACUUACACGCCGGUAAGUACAGCCACGGCUCGCGUAGCGCCAACUCCCAUCACUUUUUCUCCUCAAAUGGUCCAGACAUCCAGCCUGACCCCCGUUGCUGAGGGAGCUAGUACCCCCUCCAGAUGCACACCAUCAGGCCGCUCCACGCCCUCCACAACUCUACGUCAAGGAGUUCCUCAAAAACCUUACACUUUCUUGGAGGAGAAAGCCAGGGGGCGGUAUGGAGUAGUUCGUGAGUGCAGAGAGAACGCAACGGGUAAAAUGUACAUGGCAAAAAUCAUUCCCUACACGCAAGAAAACAAGAAGGACGUGCUCAAGGAGUACGAGAUCUUAAAAUCCCUGCACAGUGAUAAGAUUAUGGCACUGCAUGAAGCCUACGUCACUCCACGCUACCUGGUGCUUGUGGCAGAGUACUGCACCGGAAAAGAGCUUCUGUACACCCUCAUAGACAGAUUCCGCUACUCAGAGGAUGAUGUAGCAUCUUAUCUGGUCCAGAUCCUCCAGGCAGUUGAGUACCUACAUAACCGACGUGUCCUCCACCUGGACCUCAAGCCAGACAACAUCAUAGUGACCAACCUUAACGUCGUAAAAGUUGUGGACUUCGGCAGCGCUCAGAGCUUCAACCCACUCAGCCUGCAACAACAAGAGUCCGGAGCAGGAACACUGGAGUACAUGGCUCCUGAAACAUUGAAAAGGGAAGUUGUUGGUCCUCCAGCUGACAUGUGGACUGUAGGAGUUGUUACCUACAUCAUGCUAAGUGGCCGGCUGCCCUUUGAAGACAAGGAACCGCACCAAGUGGAAUCCAAAAUUCUGAUGGCGAAGUUUGACCCAUCAAAACUUUACCCAAAUGUGUCCCAAAGUGCCUCAACUUUUCUCAAGAAGAUGUUGAGCAGUUACCCAUGGGCCCGUCCGACCACACGUGACUGCUUCUCGCACGCCUGGCUGCAGGACUCUUACCUGAUGAAGCUCCGGAGGCAGACUCUGACCUUCACCUCUUGCAGACUGAAAGAGUUCCUAGUAGAGCAACAAAGUCGUCGCGUUGAGAGCGCCACCAAGCACAAGGUGCUACUCCGCACCUACCAGGGCUCACCCCGCUCCACAGCCUCUGGCCCCACGACCCAAGUCCCUGCUUCUAAGUGAAGGUUUGUGGGGUUGGAUACUCCAGAAACAAGUGACUUUUUGCCUUUUUUGGAAACUUUUUGGAAGCAAGUAAUUCAGAACAAACUGUAAAUGGAAACUCAAAAGGGACGAUGCAGGGUGUUCUUUUCGUUUUUUUUUCUCCACAUUGCAUUUUACACCUGAAAGUUGCACAUUUUUGAUUCAAACAAGUUUUCUUUCUGCAAGAUCACCCUCAGUAUUUCUUGUUUUUGUCACUCAAUUUAGUGGUAAUCAACUCAUGUGAAUGUAUCAUGAUUUAAGCUGCUAACUUUUUAGUUACUACUUUUUGAAACCAAAAAAAUAAUCCUUGAUUUUUUUUCCCCCCGCGGAAAUUUGUUUACGGUUUUAAUGUUAAUUUAUUUGCAUGUGCAAAAUCAUUUUUUGAGUCACUUUUUGAAAUUAGCAAAGAAUAAUAAAUCCUUAAAAGGAUCGUCCUUGUGGUUGGCGUUGAAGGUCAAACCGUGAAACUUUUUUGAGGAGCUAGAGGAAUUUGUCUUACCGCCUUUUGUUCUAUGGUUUCUUCUCAAAUCUGUGUUGCAGCUGUGAAAAGCAGUAAAUAAUGUAGGUACAACUGGACUUUGAAACAAAUUCACAUCUCAACUGAUGUUUUGCCACUGGUGUUUUUGCUCCGCUUGCUCCAGUCUACUUUAAUCUGUUGACUUGGAAACUGUUGUUAAAGUGUCUCCACUGUUAAAGUAAAGCUGAUCAGGUCUGGACAAUAAACCCACUAAGAGUAUAGUAUAUAUACAUAUAAAUAUAUAUAUAUGUACUACGGUACAUAUAUGUACUACGGUACAUCCAUGCAGUUUUUGUAAUAUUGGAACAUCUUGUGUGAUUACUGCGUCUUCAGUGUUCCUUUUGUAUGACUUUGGAUGCUUGGAGGUUUCUAAGUGUAAACAUUUGCAGUGUUUAUAUGUCAAAAAAGAUCACAAUGUUUUUAUUAGAUAUAACUAAUAAACAUUUGAUGCAACUAA